Molecule: messenger RNA, 6786 nt
Organism: Mustela lutreola (European mink)
Lineage: Eukaryota; Metazoa; Chordata; Mammalia; Carnivora; Mustelidae
Gene: KCNK12
Product: potassium two pore domain channel subfamily K member 12
Exons: 2
Coding region: 1431-2723 (430 amino acids)
Biological process (GO): potassium ion transmembrane transport; stabilization of membrane potential
Cellular component (GO): membrane
Molecular function (GO): potassium ion leak channel activity
Source: RefSeq, a predicted model, not a curated record
GGAUCUGGACGCUUCUUCCUCCGGUGACAUCUCGUUCCCCUACUCGCAAUUGACUCCUCCCCUCUUUCUGUUCCGCAGCGUCCUCGCCCUGUCAACACGCUGCUCAGCGACUGUACCUGCCGCCGACUGGGGGGAAGGGCAUAGAGGAAGGAGAAAAGGAAACAGGGUUUGGGGAGCACCGCGCAGCACGGUGACGGGCCUCGCCCCGCGCUGCAGGUCCCCGCAGCCCUAGCGCGGCCGGCCCCCGAGCUGCAGCACCGAUGAGCUGUCCGCGGUGCUGACGCCGACCGCCAGCUCGGUUGGGAGGGGAGGAGACGCCCUCAUUCCCAGGUCGCCCGGAGCCGAGUGACCCCAUCCCCAUUCCUUCCCAUACGGGAUCAUUUCUCCAAAGGAACCAUCAGAAACCUAGCGCUGCGGAAGGAUCCAGGAAGAAGCGAGCAAGAGGGAACUUAAACUUCGGACUGCAGCCCGAGAACCAGGUGUUGGAAGAUUCGCGUCGUGUGGCCCCCAACCCCUAAGACCGCAAGGCACCUUCAAGUUGAGCAAAGUUUGGCGGCAGCUUGGAGAUAAGAAAGGGAUUCCGGAGCCGAAGCUCAGGGAUGGGCCGGACGGGGUUCCCUGGCAGGGUGGCAGCCAGCACCGCAGUCCGGACACCUGCUUCCGUGCCCCGCAUUUAGUGCCUCCAGAACGGCCGGGAGGCGUCGCAGCAGCCCAACUCCCCACCCCUUUCUUCCCAUCCUUAUCUCCCCACCUCCCCACGCCGCCCAACACCCCGCCCCGGGCGCCGGUGACUCCGCCUCUCCGUGCCGGGCGGCUCUCCGGCUGGAGCUGGAAAGGGAGCGCUUCCCGGGACUCGGCUCUGUUCUGAGGCUGCGAAGCCGACGCCGCCAGCUCAGGCUCGGGGGUGGGAGCGGACUGCCAGCGCAGCCUGCGCCUGCGAGCCGCAGAGAGGGGGAAAGCCUCAUGGGACGCCCCCGGGGGCUUUCUUCGUGCCCUGCUGCAGCGUCCCAGUCUUAAGACUCCCGGGCUCCCCUGCCCGCCCCGCCCGCAGCCCGCGGCCUGUCUGGAGAGGAGUAUGAGGCCCGGGGCCCCGCGGACGCCGGCCAUAGGGCGGCAGGGGCCUAGCUUCAGACCCCUGCACCCGAGGGUCGCGGGUGAGGAGCCGCGGGAGCCGACGAGGCGUCGGGGCGCGGAGAGGAGCGUCCCAGCCCGGGCGCUCGAAGGGCCUCGGGACCCGUGUGCGGCCUGAGCGCCAAGGAGGCAGAGGCGGAGGCGAGGCGCCCCGCCGUCCGGGCUCUGGGGGAGGCGGCAAGGGGCUCCGCGGCGGCCCCCGACCCCUGGCCACCAUCCUCACGCUUCUGCUCCCGCGGGGGGGAUGUCGCGGCCCGGGCCCCGAGAGCCGCCCCGGCCCCGGGGCUGAGCUCCGGACCAUGUCCUCCCGCAGCCCCCGGCCCCCGCCCCGCCGCUGCCGCCGCCGCCUGCCGCGCCCCUCCUGCUGCUGCUGCUGCUGCCGCCGCUCGCACCUCAACGAGGACACGGGUCGCUUCGUGCUGCUGGCGGCGCUCAUCGGCCUCUACCUGGUGGCAGGCGCCACUGUCUUCUCCGCGCUCGAGAGCCCGGGCGAGGCGGAGGCGCGGGCGCGCUGGGGCGCCACGCUGCGCAACUUCAGCGCAGCGCACGGCGUGGCCGAGCCGGAGCUGCGCGCCUUCCUCCGGCACUACGAGGCCGCGCUGGCCGCCGGCGUCCGAGCCGACGCGCUGCGCCCGCGCUGGGACUUCCCCGGCGCCUUCUACUUCGUGGGCACCGUGGUAUCGACCAUAGGUUUCGGCAUGACCACUCCCGCGACGGUGGGCGGGAAGGCCUUCCUCAUCGCUUACGGGUUGUUCGGCUGCGCUGGGACCAUCCUGUUCUUCAACCUCUUCCUGGAGCGCAUCAUCUCGCUGCUGGCCUUCAUUAUGCGCGCCUGCCGGGAGCGCCAGCUGCGCCGCAGUGGCCUGCUGCCCGCCACCUUCCGCCGCGGCUCGGCGCUCUCGGAGGCCGAUUGCCUGGCCGGCUGGAAGCCCUCGGUGUACCAUGUGCUACUGAUCCUGGGCCUGUUCGCUGUGCUGCUAUCGUGCUGCGCCUCGGCCAUGUACACCAGCGUGGAGGGCUGGGACUACGUGGACUCGCUUUACUUCUGCUUCGUCACCUUCAGCACCAUCGGCUUCGGGGACCUGGUGAGCAGCCAGCACGCCGCCUACCGGAACCAGGGGCUCUACCGCCUGGGCAACUUCCUCUUCAUCCUGCUCGGCGUGUGCUGCAUCUACUCGCUCUUCAACGUCAUCUCCAUCCUCAUCAAGCAGGUGCUCAACUGGAUGCUGCGCAAGCUGAGCUGUCGCUGCUGCGCGCGCUGCUGCCCGGCGCCCGGUGCGCCCCUCUCGCGGCGCAACGCCAUCACGCCGGGCUCCCGGCUGCGCCGCCGCUUGGCCGCACUCGGCGCCGACCCCGCGGCCCGCGACAGCGACGCCGAGGGCCGCCGCCUGUCGGGCGAGCUCAUCUCCAUGCGCGACCUCACGGCCUCCAACAAGGUGUCGUUGGCGCUGCUGCAGAAGCAGCUGUCGGAGACGGCCAACGGCUACCCGCGCAGCGUGUGCGUCAACACGCGCCAGAACGGCUUCUCCGGCGGCGUGGGCGCGCUGGGCAUCAUGAACAACCGGCUGGCGGAGACCAGCGCCUCCAGGUAGACCGCCAGGCCGCGCCACGGACCCUGGGCAGGCUGGCGUGCCGCCGGCCGUGGUUUGCUUUCCUUCUCUCAGACGCUGGCGCUUUCUUAAUCUUUACCCAAUAAAAUCAAACCAAAAAAAAAAUUUUUUUUUUUUUUAAAGAAAUACUAUUUGGCCAGGUCUGAUGUUAUCCAGGGCAGGUUUCGGGGGAGCCUGUUUUCCUCCUGGGUCCCCUCUUGAAGAACCGUGGCCCCCGGCAGAUUGUCCUCCUGAGCGAGAGAAAGUGGCACCCCAGACCCUCACCCGGUGCAUGCUGCAGCGAGGAGAGGGCCAUUCCUGGGUUUUGCGGACUGGCACUAAACCCUGUCCCCAUGCACAUAAGCAGCCGGCAACCCCAAAGCAUAUGGUGCAACUUCUCAUGGCUCUGAAUUACCUCCGCAGCAUUUAGAAUCCUGGCCCAGCCUAGCAGCUUCCUUCUGGUCGUCAGAAGUGAUGUAGUCACAGUUUUGACAGGUGGGGGUGGGGAGAGCCAUAUGUUGCCUACCGAUGUAUAUAAAUAGAACAGCCGCUACACACGGAGAAUGGUGUAGUAUUAUGCAAUGAGAUGAAACACAGCACCGACUUGCAGACUGUGGCAUUUCCCAGAGAUCUGGAAAUUGGGAUGGUAAGGGGCUCAGCUGGCCUUUCUCAGCCUGGAGUUGGUGCAUUUAGCCCCACACACAGGGCAGCUACUCUGAAUGCUGGAAACCCAGGGUGGCCGCAGGGAGGGGAGCACACAGGCUCCCCGAGCCCUGUUUUGCUUCAGCCAGCUGAUCUCUGAGGCUGGGGGUGCAUCACAGAAUCCCCCAACCCUCCUUUCUUCUACCAGUGUUGUCCUUGGGAAUGCUUUUCAUUACCAAUCAGGAAUGUCUGAGUCUUCUCAGACAAGAGCUUGCUUUGUUGGUGUGGAUUUCGGUUCUUAACUCCCAGUUGAGCAGCUUGUUUUCCCCCUAAGGGUGCAGAGCACAGCCUGCAAAACCCCCUUUUCCUCCUCUGAGUCCGAGCUCUGCUGCACCAGGAACCCAAAGCAGCCAUCCUGAGAAUGUCAGAGAAUUUGGCUCCAGGGCCCAUAAUGUUUUUGCGGACAGAUCCCAUUCUAAACCCUGUUUGGCCUCCACUGACAGUCAAGUGAAUUUGUUUUCUCCACGCACAGUCUGUAUUGGAGGUGGAGGAAGGCAGGAGCGGGGGGAGCUGAUGGAUGGGGUGGAUGGAAGUGGUUUUAGAAUCCGUUUUGUGCUGGUUGAUUGUCAAGUUGAGGGACUGGUUCUCUGCCCUCUGCUGCAGAGGGGUCCCUGACCUGGAGGAAGGCCAGAUGCUGCCUUCCUUGAAAGGAGGGGGCUCUUGGACUCUGUAAAGGAACAAUCCUCUUUUGGCUCAUCUUCCUCAUCUAAAGAGAUCAUCCCAAGGACAAAUGCCAGAGUCUAGUCAGACAUGGUGUGACCCACCAAUAUCCACAGCUUCUGACAGGAAGUCUUGAAGAAACACCAGGAUGCCUCAUACUGUAUGCCCAAGAGGCAUGGGAGGCCAUGAAAUCUCCCUUCCCGGCAGUGAAGGAAGCGUAUGUGCCUGGAACACACACACACAUGCACACACAUUAGGAGUCAUGCUUCAAUGUCAACCUCCCCUUUCCCUGCUCCAAUUCAUGACCAGAAGGGGAAAAUGUGUUGGGAUCCAAAUGUUACUCUAGCUACUUUGAUUAAUUUCUCAUUGGGAUUGGGAUUGGGAUUGAAACCACAGACCCUAAUCUGUGGGUGAGGCAGGGAGGUGGAAUGGCCAGAAGAGAGGUCAGUCUCACUAAAUCCUGAAGGCCCACACUUCAGGAGUCACGGUGACCAUCACUCAGGCCAGCUGGUGACACCCCUGCCCCACCCAAGCCAUGGCUGGGGUCACACUACAGAGAUAGCACACUGAGAGGGGCACAUAUGCUCUAGACCAAGGCCCUCUCAUAAGGCCUAGAAAUACAUUGUCAUGCCAAUCCCUCUAAAAGAAGGAAAGAUGAAAAGGCAUCCAAUUAGAGGUGUCACCCAGGCAACAAGCAAUAACUUGGGGAUCUGAAGCAGACAGAGGGGGUGAGAGAGCCCCAUGACGGAGGCAUCUAGACCAUGAGGACUCGUGAGCAGGCAAAACAGCAGCCAAUGCAGAGGACAUGAGCCCCAGCGACAGCACAGGAAGCUUAAGACCUAGCUAACGAGGUUCUUUGAGCUAGACAGGCCAAGGAGGUGUCCAGGGGAUCGCACUGACCAGCACACAGGACUGCACAGAGCUGUGUCUCCACGGGAGGGAGCAGGACCCGCCUCCAGAGAAGAAAAAUUCACAACCUUCCUUGGCAGUCUUCUCUGUCAGCAGUGCUUCCUAAAGUCUAUCCUAAAUUGCUCAUGCUGCAGCCUUCGCUGUUUUCACUUCUCCACUGCUUUGCCUUGGGAAGGAGACAAUUGCAAGCAGCUUGAGCAAGCUUCUGAAGGAGCCAUAAGCCUGGCUGAAUGGGGACAGGGAAGGGACCCUUCCCUCUCAUCAACCUCCCAGAGAAACACCAGCCCUCCAACAUACAAAAGGAGCUUAGGAUCCAGAGUCAUGCUUGUGUUUUUGCCCAUGUUCCCCUAGUGCCCUCACCCAAAUUCAGUACAUUGUUGUCCUUCACCUUCGGCCAAAGGGCUCAGUGUCCCAAAUGCCAGGGGCUGCUUCCCAGAGGGGUGGGGAGAGGCUGGGUUCCCGAAGUUAGGGGGAUUGCUGGACCCCUGACCCCUGCCUCAAGGUCUCUUUGGCAUCCUGCUGAGUGUCGAGAACCAGAACUGGGGUCCUACCAUCAUUCGGGAAUAAUAAUGUUGAUACGGACCCCUUUUCUUUGGUGCAGUUUCUUCUGAACCUCAAGCUAAGUAAGGCUCCAUCCUCUUAGCUACUGUGCCCUCUCCCACCAUGUGGGGAUCUCCAGUUGGAGCCACAGCUGGUAGCUCCCAGUGGUCUAUGACUCCCCCCGCUCCCAGCUCCUGGGGUUGCUGUCCCACCUUAUGUCCAUACUCAUCCCUCUCAGGUUGGGGCUGUGGGGCUCUAAGCAGCCCUGCCACCCGCUGUAGCAACACAGAGGCCAGGGUCUUAGUGAGUGGCUGUGGGACUUCUCCAGGAUGAGCAGACAGGUAAGGAAGCCUGCCCUCCGCCCCCCACAUCCUUGCUUGCUAACGAGGCCAGGUGGUCAGGCUCCUCUGUGCUCUGACUGAAGCCAGAGUCCCCAGGGCCUGGAGAAAGAGUCAGAAAGCUCAGGCUGUGUCAGGCCCUCAGCUUGUGGAAAAUGCUAUACAGUCCUAGGCAUUUGCCCAAGAGCUUCACACAUCACCAUAUCAUGUGUACGUAUACGCACGCAUGCACACACAUGCACACGCACACACACACUCACACACACCAGCCUUACCAGGAGCUACUAGCCCCUUUCCUCCAAGGAAAAAUCCCAGUCUGGAUCACGUUGAGAAGAAAGCUUUCCCAUUUUUAACUCCCUGGAGAUCUACUAGGGCCUGGAAAAUUCCUCUCUGCCUUGGGGGAGUUUCACAUACACUCUGCAUGCAUUUGAAUCUGUGUUUUACAUAGAAGCCAGCGUCCAAACCCAAGCCAAACCGUGGAAGAUAGCUGCUAAAUUUACGCAGGCUCCUCCACCCCUCAGACAGGCCUUCUAACAGACGCCCUCUUCCUGUGUGCUUCGGGGUGAGGGGAGCUGAGCCCUCACAGCCAAAGGAGAAGCUUCUGGGGAACCAAGGCGGAUGGAGGCCCACAAAAGUGGUGGCCCCAGGAGCUGUGGGCCAGGCGGGUUCCAUCUUACUGUAACUUUUUACAUUCUCAACAAACAAAAAGCACAAUUCCACACGCACACUGUCUGGAAAGCAUAGCCAGACAGACUGCUUCGGGUCCUUCUGAGUCCAGAAGGGACACUGGGGCCUCUGGGUUGCAGGGCUGCGGCUGGAGGCUGCUGCAGUCUCUGUGGGCUGGGGUGGGGGAAGGGUUGCCAAAACCAUUCCUGAGCCAGGGCACAUUCCUCGGCGUGGACUCGGGGCCUGGACUU